Messenger RNA from Darwinula stevensoni, 1895 nucleotides. The record is from the annotation of a GenBank genome assembly. NCBI's taxonomy places the organism in Eukaryota, Metazoa, Arthropoda, Ostracoda, Podocopida, Darwinulidae.
CCCCGAAACAAUGGAGGGCUACUACCACUCCAACAUCCAUAUGCCGGCUCCGCUUGGGUCUCCGGAGAUGAAGGAGAAGCGCGAGGACGGGGCUUCCAGUCUUAGGGCUGAGAGACCCGUGGCCGGUAGCAAAAGCCACUUCGUUGAACCCAAAGGUAAUUGGUGCGUUCAGUUUCGACAUUCCAACCACGCAUUUGACUCACUUUUCCUUUCGAAAUUCACAGAGGAGGCCAAGAAUCCGAGGAAGUUCUACGUCCUCCUUCCAGUGCGGGUCGUUGUCAUCCUCAUUUCCCUCUAUUUCUUCAUUUGUUCCCUCGAUCUCCUGGCCGUUUCCUUCCGGCUGCUCGGCGGGAAGGCCGCAGAUAAACAAAUGGUUAUUCAUCACGACGAAGGUGAGAUAUUUUCGGACGCGGAAUUGCUGCAGAAUCCAGUCGUGGGGCUUGUGAUCGGAAUCCUGGCCACGGUCCUCGUCCAGAGCUCCUCCACAUCCACCUCCAUCAUCGUUUCUUUGGUUACUGCCGGAAUCAUAAGAGUCCGCCAGGCGAUUCCGAUGGUCAUGGGGGCCAACAUCGGGACAUCGAUCACGAACACGAUCGUCUCCAUGAGCCAAAUCGGGAACCGCGACGACUUCCGCCGAGCCUUCAGCGGCGCCACCAUCCACGACAUGUUCAACUGGCUCUCCGUCGUCGUCCUCCUCCCCGUCGAAAUCACCACUCGUGAGUGUGUGUGUGGGGGGGAGGGAUUCCGUAGGAUUAUGGAUCAAGCAAUCGUCUAUUCUGACUGCGGAUAGCCGAGAUUUCGCUGGCGGCGUCGCGUAUAGUUGAGAUUGACAGCAAGGUGUUGACUGGGUGGGCCGAAAACAAACCCGAGUACGACAAUGCCAGUCUACUCAAGCAUUGUUCGGGACUCGACUCCGACUCAUGCUGCUACUUCUUUUCUGACACGGGGAUGAGCGAUGCUGGUGUGGGUGGGAUUCUUCUUGUAUUGGCUCUCGGCUUGAUGAUAUACUGCCUCCUCACCAUGGUCAACAAGCUCAACCUCAUCCUCCAAGGCCCGUUAGCAGCGGCGACGAAGAAAUACGUGAACGCGGAGCUGCCAGGUGUUCCGUGGUUGACCGGCUACGUCGCCAUCGCCGUGGGGGCCGGCAUGACGUUCCUCGUUCAGUCCAGCUCCGUCUUCACGUCGACCUUGACUCCUCUGGUGGGGAUCGGGGUCAUCUCGCUCGAAAGAAUGUAUCCGUUGACUCUGGGAUCCAACAUCGGUACCACUUCCACGGCGAUCUUGGCCGCUCUGGCAGCCGAUCCUAAAAAAUUGAAAGAGUCACUCCAGGCCGCCUUCUGUCACCUUCUUUUCAACGUCACCGGAAUCUUGCUCUUUUACGUCGUUCCCUUCAUGAGAUUCCCCAUCCCUUUGGCCACGAUUUUGGGCGAGACGACAGCCAAGUAUCGAUGGUUCGCAGCCCUGUACAUAGUCGUCAUGUUCUGCCUCUUUCCCCUCUUCGUCUUCCUUCUUUCCCUCGGCGGUACGUGGGUGUUGGUGGGGUUCGGAGGUCCCUUCCUAUUGGCCCUCAUCGCCGCUGUCGUCAUCAACAUCCUUCAGAGAAAGCGAUCCAACUGGUUGCCUCCGGUCCUCAGGAAUUGGAAUUUCCUGCCCGAGCCCCUUCACAGUCUAGAGCCCUAUGACACCAUCAUGAUGAAACUCCCCUGCUGUAGUUUAUGCCGGAUUGCUACGGAGACAUCCGAUGAAAUAGAAAUUCUUCCUUUAUAAAUGACAACCGUAUUUCCGACAUUCAUGCCAUCAAACGCUUUAAUACCCUUGUGGGGCAAUUGCUAUAAGAUCUCAUCCUUUCGGGCCAGGAACACCAGACCCAAUUUUAUUUAUGAUUCUUUGUACAU